This is a messenger RNA of Mangifera indica (mango), 1128 nucleotides long. Its product is annotated as 50S ribosomal protein L5, chloroplastic. Gene Ontology annotation, cellular component: cytosolic large ribosomal subunit; ribosome. Bases 147 to 947 code for a protein of 266 amino acids. The transcript has 3 exons. Gene Ontology annotation, molecular function: RNA binding; structural constituent of ribosome. NCBI's taxonomy places the organism in Eukaryota, Viridiplantae, Streptophyta, Magnoliopsida, Sapindales, Anacardiaceae. The record is from RefSeq and is a predicted model, not a curated record. Gene Ontology annotation, biological process: translation.
AGCCCACAAGAGCAAGAUAUGCAAGUACCACGUUCGUAAAUAUACCCGAUGACAAUACCAUUUUCCCAGUACACCUCUAAAUUACACCCUUAAUCCAACUGGAGAGUAUUAUAGCGUGAGAAAGUUAGAAACAUACGCAGCGUCAAAUGGCUUGUCCCUCACUGUUACACUCUACGUCGUCGUUUCGCUGUCAAUUUCCUAUUCUAUCAUCUCCAUCUUCUGUACGAACAUCUUACGGAAACCCUAGAAAUGUAAAUGUGGUGGUAUCGGUGAAGGCUGCUGCGGGAGGCAUCGUGUUGGUGGACAAAUCCGAAUCAGAUAAAUCCCAUCGGCUUAAAACUACUUAUCUUGAAAAGGUUGUUCCUUUGCUCAAAGAGGAGUUCUCUUACACUAAUAUUCUUCAGGUUCCAAAGCUUGAGAAGAUUGUUGUCAACUGUGGUAUUGGAGAUGCUUCCCAGAAUUCUAAGGGUUUGGAAGCGGCAAUGAAUGACUUAGCACUAAUUACAGGGCAGAGACCUGUAAAGACACGAGCUAGGAAAUCUGUUGCCACCUUCAAGAUCAGGGAAGGUGAAACACUUGGGAUUGCUGUCACACUUAGAGGAAAUAUAAUGUAUUCAUUCCUAGAUCGGCUGAUUAACUUAGGGCUGCCUAGAACAAGAGAUUUCCAAGGUGUGAACCCUAAUAGCUUUGAUGGUCAUGGGAAUUACAGCAUUGGUAUUCGUGAUCAGAGUGUCUUUCCAGAGGUCAGGUCUGAUGCUCUUAGUAAGCCGAAGGGAAUGGAUGUUUGCAUUACAACAACAGCCAAAACUGAUAAAGAAGCCCAGAAACUUUUGGCUUUAUUGGGAAUGCCAUUCAGAGAAGGUGGUGGUCCUGCAGUUGUAGUGCGAAAGAAGAAACUGAAGGCUCAUCAUUUUGAUUCAAAAUCCAAGGUAAGGUCACGUAGAUGAGGUCUUAUUCUUCCCCGUAGGAUGGGAUUUUUUUUGUGUCGCCUUUGUUAUUUGAAAGUUUGUUAUUAAUAGGGAUGUUGGAUUCCAUUUUCAGUUUAUCACAUUCAAUAUAACUUGGUAUUGCUUACAUGCUAGUAUGUUUCCACAUUUUGUUUUAUAAUACAAGUGAAACUUGAACAGA